UUUGUGAUACCUUCAUUGAUUCUUAGUUUUAGCUGGGACAGAGAGCUCAGUGACGUCAUACAACCACCUCCACAGUAAUCUCUCGUUUCAAGAUGGCCCUCAGGUGAGAAGCAACAGGAAAACUCCCCUGUCGCCGGUCUGUGGUCCAGAUCAGGCAAAAAUAUCAGCAUGUAAAGAUCUAUACAUAAGGCACAGCCUACAAGCUUCAACUUCAACAGGGAUUUUACCCACAAGUCUUUCUUUCUUGACCUCCCGACCUCCAAGAGUUGUGAACAUGGGUGCUGUGGUGAUUAAAGCAGACAAUAUGCCGCCUGAGUUUAUGUCUGGCGGCCGUUCCAACGGCUUCUACCCAGGCCGCUCGGCCACGCCGCAAACCGGCGCUCACCCCGGCACGUCAGCGUCCAAUCAGCGACCGGGCAGCAGGAGCAGGGAGGAUGUAACGCCAGGGAGAUGUGAAAACUGUACGCUAAACUUCACAACCACUAGGAAAAAGUACAAAUGUUACCAGUGCCACAGCCUCUACUGUGACAACUGUCUACUCAGCGAGGCGGACAGAACGCGGGACCGCCGGCGCUGCAACCGAUGUCGGGUCUUCUCCCUCAACCCGAUGGACCGUAGCGAGCUCCGACGCCUGCGCGUGAAGGACCUGCGGCAGUUCCUGAGCACGAAACACAUUCCGUCUGACAUGUGUACGGAGAAGGACGAGUUGGUAGAGUUGAUCAUGAGGCAUUCGGCCAAUGAGACGACAAGAAGAACAGCGGAGGAACAACGCGCUCAUGCAGAGGAACGCAGAAGAGCUGCCGAGAACGCCAUGCCUGGUGACAACAACACCAACUUCAGUUCAUCCUCAUACUCCACUCACACGUCCACCACAUACACAUCAGCAACCCCCGGGGCAGAGGAGCAGCUCACCGAGACCCUCCGGCGGCUUCAGGAGGAAAUGCAGCGUCACGUGUUCCCAGACAGAGAAGACAGUGAACCAAGCAGUACAGCUUCAAAUGAAGAAGCUCCACCCAGCCAGCCAAAGAGACGUACUUCACUAACGGACCUCAGCGGCGUAGACGAGGUGGAAGAUCUGACGGUCAGACAACUGAAGGAGAUUCUAUCGGCAAACUUUGUAGACUUCAAAGGCUGUGUGGAGAAGGAAGAGCUAGUGGAGAGGGUGAAGAGACUGUACAAGUCCAGACAGAACAAUCCCACGGAAACCACAGAGGGUGAGGGGAUGGAUGGUGAGAGUUCUGUCCCUGAAGACAGCCUGUGUAAGAUCUGUAUGGACGCUGCCAUAGACUGUGUACUCCUGGAGUGUGGACACAUGGUCACCUGUACCAAGUGUGGCCGACAGAUGAACGAAUGCCCCAUCUGCCGACAGUACGUGGUCCGAGCAGUUCACGUCUUCAAGUCAUGACCUUCAGCGGUUGUCGGUUGACCUUGAAAAGGAUGGUUGCCUGCGGCCGUUUUUCCUUCCAGUGUUUGCAGUGUUACAUGGAACCUGUUGACUCUACACACUGCAAAAAAUCUGAUAUUUAACCUUCUUCCUGCUGCCUAAUGCUGUAACCUGUACACAUUUAGCACCAGAUGGCUAAUGCAGCAGGGAUAAGGUUAAGUAUACCUUAAAUCAUACGUAAAGCAUUAGUUAUUUUAGACAAGGCUUUACUCAUGGUUUAAGCUGUAUUGGAUUUCUAGCAGUUCUAACGGUGUGAAUCCCAGGAACAAUCAUGACUGAACAGGGUAGAAAUCAUGACUCUAACCUUGUAAAUUGUAUUUGUAUGUAAUAUGUGCUUUGUACCUGUACAUGUAAUCAUUUCUUGUGUAUGUUGUUAUGUGUGUUUCUGAGAGCUCUAAGAUACGUGAAAAUGAUAUUCCAAAAAAGGUAAAAUCCUGUGACAGUCGCAGUACGUUUUAGCAAAUGUAACAGGAAUUAGAGACCUAGUUAAAGUUACAUGUUAUAUCAUGAAAUCAGUUGUGUAGCAUUUUUAUGAGAUGGUUGGUUUCUCUUAUUUUAUGUGCAAAUUCUUAACUAUGGAUAUGCAAAUGAAACAUUGACAGAAGUAGUCAUACACAUUCGUGCUAUUAGCCCAUAUGCCAACUCGUAUUAUCUUAAAGUAUGUAACAGUAAGAAAAGAAUUAAUUCCAAAGUACAUUCAUCAAAUUGAAUUCACUCCAUUCAAAUCUGUCUACCUGCUAUUGUUGCCAUAGCAAUGAGCUAGUCAGUCACAUGAUUGGUCAAACCUAGGUGUGAUCUGAUUGGACAGUGAUGAUUCAUCCAAUUAUGCUGCAAAAGAUGUUUGUGCCUUAAAUUGAUAAAGAAGCCGGUAGGUUGUAGUGUUUGCUUGCACUAUGGCGAUUUGUACAGUGUUUUAAACUGUGUUUAUCUCCAAAGACAUGGUUGUCAAUGUAUUUAUCCGAACAGGGGAUUGUAUUUGAUUUACCUAAAGCCAAAGUCUGAAUUUUUGUCUUUGAAGCCAGAGUGCCACUGUAAAUGAUUAUCACCAUAGUUACAGUGAUAGCAUUGUUACUGAAAAGUUUAAAACCAAGUAGAUAUGGGGAAAGGUGGUCACAGAAUGUCAAUCUUUCCUCGUAAGAAAUCAAUAUUGUUACCAGAAUAUUUCAGCAAAAGAGCAAAUUUUAUUUUUCAAAAGUGAAUUUUGAAGCAUUCACAGUCUGUUAUGCAUAAUUUUAUUCCUUGUACACCAAGUGCCUUGAUAAAAGUCCUGUAAAUCUGAAAAGCACAGUCAGGCGAUGCAAUUUUUUUUAAAGGCUGUACAGAAAUUUUUGAGCCAAUGCGUUCAGUAUUGGGUAAAGGUUGGACUAGUGUGGGUUUGGGGGUUACUUCUUACUUAGGUACUACCCUCCAGGAGUCUCCUGGACACAUCCAGUCUUUGCUAAGAUGGUUCUCUCACAGAAAGGGUAAACUAAGAGCUCCACGAUACUAUGUACUGUAGUAAUAUAUCACUGUACUGGUGUGAUGUCUUGUACUUGACAAUAGAUUACAAUGGGAUAAAUUGUAUUGAUGAAUAGAAUAUUCUCACCAAUGGGUUCAUUUUUCUUCAAAUCUGGUUACAGACCCUUAAGCUUGUUGUCCUAUUUCACCAGCUGAAGUGAUGUUGUCAAAGGAUAUGCAAAUUUGAGCAUCAUACUUCAUGUUACACGUUUGCUACAAAUGUACCUCAGUAGGUUACAUGCUUAAUCAUUCUGUGUUUUUUGGCGACCCCUCAGGGGCGGAAGCAUUUUUGCUGAUCUUUGGUAUUUUGCUUGACUUUGUGAACUGACUAGAGGAGCUUCUUGCCCUUAAUACUAAUUGUUGUCGUACCUCGUUCUUGUACAUGAUGACUGGUGGGUCUC
Messenger RNA from Branchiostoma belcheri (Belcher's lancelet), 3342 nucleotides. Its product is annotated as E3 ubiquitin-protein ligase RNF34-like. Gene Ontology annotation, molecular function: ubiquitin protein ligase activity. NCBI's taxonomy places the organism in Eukaryota, Metazoa, Chordata, Leptocardii, Amphioxiformes, Branchiostomatidae. The transcript has 6 exons. Gene Ontology annotation, cellular component: plasma membrane; cytoplasm. Bases 275 to 1405 code for a protein of 376 amino acids. The record is from RefSeq and is a predicted model, not a curated record. Gene Ontology annotation, biological process: negative regulation of extrinsic apoptotic signaling pathway via death domain receptors; proteasome-mediated ubiquitin-dependent protein catabolic process; protein K48-linked ubiquitination.